AUGGAAGCCACUUCGUCUGAAGCGGCCUCAGAGCCAAUUCGAUUCCGCGCCGGCAAGAAACGAAAGGCUUAUCGCCAGCGUGCCCAAGAAGAUGACGACGCCGUCGCAGAAACAGUACAAUCACCCCCUGCCACAUCAGCAGCCGCAUCAAGCGAUAAGCCCAGUCAAAGAAAUACGCCAGACGAGGAAGAGGAUGGAGAAGGUUCAGUUGCUGCCGCACUGAGGCUGCGCAAUGCGCGAAGGAGUCGUCUUGGCGGUGUCGCAUUCCGAAAUUCCAAUCGUCCAGACGAAGACAUGAAUACCGAGCGCGCCCUUAUCCCCCACGAUGCGGAAGAAACCUCAAAUAGCGAGAUAAAGGGCGUCACAGACCGGUUUACGCAUCAAACUGGAAAAAUCGCCGAUCUUAACGAUAGGCACAUGAUGGACUACAUAGAAUCCCGAUUAUCUAAUCGCGCGGUCAGAGAUAGCUCAAAAACUACCUCAUCCGCGUCUGCGUCAGACCCCGCUCGGCAAUCUUCUACAGCGGCGACGAAGCAGGAAAGUGGCCGGGCGGUGAUGCAGGGCCAGCUGAUGGAGAUUGAUCUCGGUGAUCAUGCGCAAGACGGCAACGCUACUCUUAAUGGGCGCGCAGGUCAAGGAGACGGUGCGACAGACGGCGGACGAAGAGCCAAGAAGCCCCGGCUCAGAAGGGAUGGUAAACCCUGGCGUCCGCGAAAUCGCCGAGACAGUGAUGCUGUCAAGCGCGAUCAGAUCGUAGAUGAAAUUCUUCGGGAAACAAGACUUGACUUAUACGAGCCCGCCCCAGAACAAAGCGGUAGCACCGCCGGUGUUGAUCAGGACGGCGCAGCAGACGAGCGACUAGCCGAAGAAUUCCGACAGCAGUUCCUCGAAGAUGUUGCCGAGCGGCAGUUAAGAAAGAAGAAAGCAACAAACCAGCCCGCACGUCCUGGGACUGAGGAAGUCCUCAAAGGACCCAAGCUUGGUGGCAGCCGCAAUGCCAGAGCUCAGAUGAGAGACCUUUUGCUGAAGAAGGAGAAGGAAGGGAAGAAAUAA
Fusarium coffeatum is the source of this 1053-nucleotide messenger RNA. RefSeq lists its product as uncharacterized. The transcript has 3 exons. Gene Ontology annotation, cellular component: spliceosomal complex. The coding region runs from base 1 to 1053 and encodes 350 amino acids. Gene Ontology annotation, biological process: mRNA splicing, via spliceosome. NCBI's taxonomy places the organism in Eukaryota, Fungi, Ascomycota, Sordariomycetes, Hypocreales, Nectriaceae. The record is from RefSeq and is a predicted model, not a curated record.